UUAAAAACAAAUUAGAUUUUUGCGACAUGUAUCACGUGAAUUUGGUCACACAAUUUUUGGCGUCACAGUUUUAUAAAGUGUGUAUUUUAUCGGGAGUGUUGUUCAAGUUGAAACAAGUAUCGCGCGAUUUAACUGUCUCGUGAGUGAAUAUAUUGUGUGGGUGCACAAGAAUGAACAAGAGAGAAAGAAUAAGAGAAGAAGGUAGCUCGGGAAAACAUCGGGCAUCGGCGAGUGUAGAAUGAUAAAUGGUGGCCACCAACAGCAUGGUAUAUGAGGAGAUAGUUGGUAUACGGGGCAGCUGACCCCAGCCGCCGCGCACGCUUUUCACGCGCGAGAUGCCCCACAAUCUAAACUCAGUUUCCGCCAAUUCCGCCAACACAGGACCGAACCAUCAAGCCUAUCCUCAGCAACCGCAUCAUCGAGAAAAUGCAGAUGGACUCCAGCCCGAGAAAGAACCGGUGGAAUUCGACAUUUCGCAUUUGCGAGGUGCUCCAGCGGAAGUCGAGACAUUGGUAUACAACAUCAAGGAAGUGGCCCAACAAUUCCUCUAUCAUUGGCGAACCUUCCCCAUCGUUCUGCCACCGCCAUUGUCCUCAUGCACGGAGGGUGACGACACGUUGGCGCGAAAAAAGUAUCAUUUGAGGGAUCUUUUCGUGGCACCCAGCUUCGACGAGUUGGACGCCGUUGCUGUGGACAGCAAGGGCGAGCCCAGAAGACUGACCAACAAACAAUUGGAGAGCAUUAGGGAGCGAGGCUUACACAAGGAUAAAUAUGGAAAGCCGAAGAAGCUGAAUGCCACUCAAUUGGAGAGCAUUCGAAGAUGCGGAGAAUUCGAAGUGGACUCGAUCAACUUUGCCGGACAGACACACCGAUGGCGAUUGAGCGGUCUUUUGCAGCGAGGCCGAGACAGACGGCGGGACGCGUUACUCACGGAUCUCGCUCUGGCGACUAGGUUUCUCGUUGUAACGGCGAGAGCUAGAUUAAUUUCCCAUUGCUUUAGUGUCUCGCAAUCCCUUAAGGCUCUAAUAACGGGGCUAUUACGACUUCUCGACAUUAUAAUUGGCGUGCCGUCGCUCCAGGCGCAUAAUUUAGAUGUUAAAAUUAGAGAAGAACGUUGUCGAUACUUGGUAGCGGAAUUGGUCUGUCGGCCGGAAUACGAGGAUUCUCUAGAACUACUCUGUGGAUUUAUAAGGAAACAACUUCGUCGAGCAACUACUGAAAAGUUUGAAGUCGAAAGAGAAUCGUCCCAGCUAUUGCCUGUUUCGAUCCCUUUUGUAUUUGGGACACCCGGUGGGGCCGCAGUCGAUCUCCGGCUAUUCAGCAGAGACAUAAUUAGGAAAGCUCUUCCGACGCUCGUUGCAAUUUUGGAGAGAGAGACAAGAGGCUGGUUUCUUCACUUUAGAGAAAGACUGAUAUCCGAACUGAGAGCACAAAAGAAACCGGACGAGGAAAUUGAACGAGAAGUCAAUGAAGCGGUGAUGCGCGAGUAUCUGCAAAGAGUAUAUUCGAAUAUCUUAUCGCAUCCAGACAUAUUGGCGUUAGGCGACGGUAUUGCUCAGCUGCUGGUUCAACAGGCGCAAUCAGUCGUACUGAUGCAUCGAGCAGUGGAAAAUAUGCAACGGAAACUAUCGCAAACCAAAGAAUCUCUACGACGCCGUAUCGAAAACGAGCAUCCCGUCUUGUCGCGAAUACAGCCGUGGAUGCGCGAUCGUAUGAGAGAGGCCGAAGAGAAUUUCAUCGAGGAGUGCGAGUGGAGCGCGCACGAGGAAGCUCUGGCGCUCUGCAGUCAUCAGAAUCUCACGCAAACGAUUUACUUUCUUAAUCGUGAUUUGACCUUUAUGAGAGAGAGAGAGCCAGUUCUCCUAAAAGAACUGCGAAAGGUUAAAACCCCGACGAGGACUUUCCAAUGGCCGACGCAAAUCUGGUUACCAAAGAAUUGGAUAAUAAGACGCAACUUUCAAGGUCAAUCAGAAAUCAUUCCGACCGUAUUGAGCAACACCCCGACUUCUAUUACAACACCUCGCGCUGAUCCCAGCCAGCCCGUCUUUUUAGUCGAAAGAGAGAUUGUGCAUACAACUACGACAAGGUGGCCAAUGUGGCGCUGGAUAAAUUACAUUGCCAGGACAUGGUGUUGGACUUGGAAUGCAAUGUUUUUAUUGGGCGUAGCCGUGCCGUGGUGUAGUCCAGUGUCUUUUCGCGCAUUGUUGCUGGUACAAUCGUUUACUCCCGACUUGGAGUUGAGUCAACUAAACGGAACAUUGUUCCCGAGAAAGUCAUCGCAGAUGCCUACUCUUUGUUCUCGAUUAAUAGCGCUUUGGAGGCACAUCAGUAAAAGUCGGACACACUUUGAAACUGAACCAGACACAGGGUUUAUCGGCAAAGGUAUGACUCGACAUCUAAAUAGAUUAUGGAAUUAUGGUGUAAAAGGUCUAUUGGGCACGCUUAUCAUACUGUUUGUAUUUCCCGUGGUGUGUAUUAUGGCAAGUGUUGGUUCGCUAGUGAUUGCUCUCACUGCAGUCUUAUGGAUGCCUUUGGUCACAUUGACGCUGCAUGCAUUUAUGGCACUUAUCAUGGACUUGGAUAGUCCCGAACCGAGCCGCAAUCGAUAUUUCGUAAUAGUGGAAGCAUUACUCUGGAAUAUUGGUAUUCAAGGAUGUCUACAACCAAUAGCGGCAUUAUUAGUAGCCUUUGUUCUAUGCCCAGUAAUUUCAUUCGUGAUACUUACAAUUGCUGUGAUACGUUACUGGAUCAGAGUCCUCUGGGAUACAGCCAUGUUCCAUCUAGUGAUAAAAAACAGAGGUCGAAUACCAGCGAGCGAUAGUUUUGUCGUAAAGAGAAUAGCUGGACCUGGGUUAGCUUCGGAUUAUUUUUAUCAAAUAAGAGCAGAACAAGCGUUGGCCGCAUUCGAAGCGAAAUUAGAACUGGACGAAUUACUGGCUUUCCAGCAAGAAACGGAGAGAUUAAUUACUCAACCGCAGAGAGACUUUACUCAGUUUGUCGAAGCCUGUUUUGGCCCGUUUGCUGCUAGUUUGGCAAAGAUAAAGGAUCCAUAUAGAUCGCUCGAGAAAGAAGCCAAAGAUUUGAUCGCCGUAUUACAUGAGAAAUUGGAUCGCCGAAGAAAGAAUUUGCAAACAGGUCUCGGCGUCGCGGUGAGGAGUAAAAUAAAAUUAACUACUUUUGACUUGAAGGUGGUUAUACAACAAGGCGCACUGAUGCUAGAACGGCUAUAUCCCACUCAUGUUUUGGCGAGAUUGUCAGGGAAUGAGGAAGAUUUUUGGGAAAACAAAGGUUUAGGAGUAUGCGACUGGGCAGGUCUGGCAGGGCUCAUGUACGCCGAUAUCUUUAGUCUGGAUUUUCUACAACCACUCGACGAUUCGGAUACUAAAUUCAGAUUAGAACCACAUCCAGGAGUUGAUUUGUCGCGAUACACAGACAUGGUCCAUAGCACUGAGCUCGGUGGCAUCAAUGGGCCUGAUUUGCUUGGCGCUGUUUACGCACCGCGCGGGAAUAUUCAGGUGCACAGCCCAUACCUUGAAGUAUCUGCUUUUAAUCCGCGAGCUAAACAAACCAGCAAUAGCAGAAAGACUGACAAGCGAUGUGAUACUAGCGGAUUGUUGACAUCGACAAAGAUCCGAAGACGCACAAUGACAAAUGACAACAGUUCCGAAGGACGGUGGCAACCGUGGAAACGCCAGAUUCGUCCGUACAGUGCAGAGAAGCUAGUGAUUCCUCUACCGAUACCGCAUCCGGCUCACAUAGCGGUAACUAUACAUAAUCGCGACUCGGAAGAUCCGAUUGCUCUCGAUUCGGAAUUAUGUCAAAAUAUUUUGCGGGCUAUUGAGGAAUCUCCCGGUGAGAUGGCAACGGAAUGCGUAAAUAGAUAUAGAGGCGGCGGCGACGGCGGUGGGGGUGAUUCCAGUUUCGAUUCCGUCGCGUCGCAAUCGUCUGUUUCGAUCGAGACUGGUUUGGAGAAGGAAAAUGAGACAACGCAAGAGACUGCUGUGGCAAACGAAAAAAAUGGCGAGACUUAUCAUUGGACUCUGUCGAAUUGGGGCGGAGGCAUGACGCGAAAACGAAACAACUCUGGAUCCAUAAAGGUUGAUUUAGCGUCUCCGGAAGAUGUUACUCUCGAUACAGAUACCACCAGAGUGAUGUUCAGCACGUACGGAACAACCGUCUGAAUUACAUUCGCCAUUAUAUACGUCGAAUCAAUGGUUCUCUCGUCGUCGUCGUGUUUAUAAAUGAUAUAUAAGAAAAAGAAAAAGGAGAGUCGCAACUAUAGAUUUGAACCCAAUCUUAGAGAACAGCCAUCCAAGAUGAUAUCCGAUAAUAUUAAAAUCGCAUUAUUAUUCACUUUCGAUUAAAAGCAAUACCAAUUCUUAAUCAGUAUGCAAACUAAGCAUUUAUUGAACAAUUUUAAUCAAUUUUAAUCAAAAGUGUAAACUUGGGAUGUUUAAAACAAGAUAUCUUCCAAGAGAGAACAUAUUUAUGGAUCAAUUAUCAUAUAAGUAUAUCCAGUCGAAUAAUAUCUAAUGAAUUACAAUUGUUUACAUUGCGAUAAAAUGUAAUCAUUCGUGAAUCUUUGUUAUAUCCAAAUUUUAUUUAAAAGUCUAUUACACGCUAAUAUUAUGUAUGAAAUUAGUUCACUCGAUACUAAGGUUUAUAUAAAAAAUUUUAAUUAUUAUUUUUUGUUUGUUAGAAUAGAUCCAAAUAGUAAUAGACAUAUAAUAGUAGGCAAAUAUGAGUCUUUAAACACUAGUACAAGUAUUACAAAAAUACAAUAUACCUUUUUUAAUUCUUUUCUGUUUCAGUAGUAAGACUAAUAUCGUCUUUAGAUACGUUUCAUUCAAUGUCGAGUACUUUGACAAAUUAAUUGAGGAGAACCCAAGUAAUAACUCUUCUUCAUUUAAGUUGGCACGGAUUGGACAAAGCAAGGUCCAAUCUUAAUGCUAUCAGCUGAUAAAUGUGUAGGGUGACGAAUGAUAAUAGUAAUAAAAAUAAUAAUAUUCUUUUGUCCGAGUUGUGAGGAGGAUUAAACGCAAAAAUUGAAUCUGGAUAAAUGACAAACGUGUGCACAAGAGCGUUUCGACACGUUCAUUUCCAAUCGCGAGCGAUGAGAAAUUAAGAUAAUUAAACAACAAAAAAACCACGUUACAGUUAAAACUAAAUCCAAAAUGGAAAAUUAUUAAAAAGAGUAUUGUCCAAAUACUUUCUAGGGUGUAUACCAGUACACCAAGACUCAUGUUUGCUUAUUGUAUUAUUAUUGCUUGGAUUUAUGUAUUUGAAUUAUUGGAUAUAUCGGUUGAAAAUAUAAAGUAAUCAAU
Camponotus floridanus (Florida carpenter ant) is the source of this 5324-nucleotide messenger RNA. RefSeq lists its product as uncharacterized. The record is from RefSeq and is a predicted model, not a curated record. Lineage: Eukaryota; Metazoa; Arthropoda; Insecta; Hymenoptera; Formicidae. The transcript is spliced from 16 exons. The coding region runs from base 336 to 4181 and encodes 1281 amino acids.